AACUUAGUGCCCUCUAUAUAAAAUAUUUUUAUAGGGGGCUCUGUUAAAACCGCUAUAUAUAUAGGUCUCGGUAGAUGCACUCUAUGAAAGUAUAGACAGAAGUUGUGACGGUUAUAAAUUAUAAUUAAGUUGAGCAAAGUCCUUUUACAAGUUCUAGUAUGGCUUUUUCGCGUAGCAUAAUACCUUCAUUAUUAGGCCGAGAUUGGUGGGACACCUGGGAUUUUCCUACACGUAUUGCUGAUCAGCAUUUUGGGCUCGGACUUCAUGAUAGUGAUAUUUUUCCACCAACUUUGUAUCAUAGUUACUACAGACAGCCCCGGCGACAAGUAAGUUCUCAAGCAAGCAGUGGCCUUUCUCAGGUGAAAAACGAAGCUGAUAAAUUCCAGGUUUUGCUAGAUGUUAGUCAUUUUGCUCCCAACGAAAUAAAUGUGAAAACUGUUGAAAAUUUCGUUGUCAUUGAAGGUAAACAUCAAGAAAAACCAGAUGAGCACGGCUUUGUAUCUCGACAAUUUGUGCGACGUUACAUGUUGCCCAAAGAAGUUGAUCCAGAAACCGUACAAUCUUCCCUAAGUUCGGACGGAAUUUUAACGAUUGAGGCACCUAAGAAAGCCUUGGAGGGUGAGCAGCCAAAUGAACGAGUGGUACAGAUACAAAUGAGCGAUAAACCGGCAUUGAAAGAAGGACAGUAAAACUGUUCUAUAAUUCCAGUGUUGAUCUUCUGAUACUUCCAAUUAAUACCUUGCUGAAUAAUUAACGUGUUCUAUAAGAAACGUAUAACAGGUUUUGUAAAUUGUGUAACUAUUCGGUGAUAAUAACGUAAUAAUUCAAUCUAAAUAUUUUGCAAUCUGUCUCAUUUCGUAGUCAAAUUUUCACUUAGUUUGCUUUUGUAAUUUGUCAUUUUCGUUUGUACUGAUGUAAUAACUGUUUCUUAAAUAACAGCAAUUAAACAUUCA
This is a messenger RNA of Limulus polyphemus (Atlantic horseshoe crab), 953 nucleotides long. Its product is annotated as protein lethal(2)essential for life-like. Gene Ontology annotation, molecular function: protein folding chaperone; structural constituent of eye lens. Gene Ontology annotation, biological process: response to heat; protein refolding. The coding region runs from base 159 to 689 and encodes 176 amino acids. The record is from RefSeq and is a predicted model, not a curated record. Lineage: Eukaryota; Metazoa; Arthropoda; Merostomata; Xiphosura; Limulidae. The transcript has a single exon.